CAGGGCUUCAGGUGAAGCAGUCGGCUGGGUAGGGCAUUCAAAAGCGUCGCUGCAAGCUGCAAAGCCGCUACCACAACCUCUGCUCUCUGCUACUGGUACCUACAGUCACAGGAAGUCAGUUCAUCACUGCUUGAUGCCCACUUUGAUCUCGUUUUCUCCAACGACUCAUAGCAGAACUCAUAAAUCGAUACCAUCUCCCCACAAGUUUCGGUGUCCUCUGUUGAAAAGCACUUCUAUCAAUUUCAAGCGCAAUGGUAAUGGCAACAGCCGCAGCUGGACUCCGAGAGCAUUCCACAUUUCACAUUAUCAAGAAAGGAAUGAGCGACGCAACCAGCCCCAACCGAUCUUCCCCUACCUCCGCCCACGAUGGCCUUGGUCUGCAAUCCGUCUUGGAGGCCGAAGCCAGUCUCCACCGAGCCACUGCAGUCGCCAGGGCCACUGCUGCCUCAAGAUCCGCUCAAGGCCUCCCUUCCAGCCUUGGCAGCUCCCUUCGAACCUCUGCUUUCAGCCCUCGCGAUCAGCUAUUGGCGUCCAUGCCUCCUUCUCUCCGAGCCUCCCAGAGUCUAGACUUGUCUGCCCCCAGGCUCAGAGCGGCGCAAAGCCUUGACCUGGGCCCACCUUCGUUGUCCCGUGGAACCAGCCUUAGUGCAGCGCCUCCUUCAUUGACCCGUGGUACCAGCCUCAGUGCAGCACCACCUUCAUUGACCCGUGGAACUAGCCUAAGUGCUGCUAUGCCUCCUUCCUUAACAAGGGGCGCCAGCCUCACUGCUUGUCCUCCUUCCUUAACAAGAGGCACCAGUCUCUCUGGUGUUCCUUCUUUGACAAGGGGUACCAGCCUCACUGCUGGACCUCCGUCUUUGACUAGAGGCACAAGCCUCACUGCUGGACCUCCUUCCUUGAACAGAGGCACAAGCCUCGAGCUUGCGGCUGCACGACGUGCAGCCUUGGGUGCUGCUGCAUACCCUUCCAUGUACGAUCCUCGCCGUCGGUUCCUUUUGGCACAGCAUGCAGCUGGCGUUUUCCCUGGAGGUCCCUUUGGAUCCAACUUUUUGGGUGCUGGGCCAGCAACCACUGGACCUUGGAGGAACUUACCCAAUGAGGGGGUAUCUGGUCAGGGUCUGGAGAUGUUGCGUGCUGCCAGUCUUUCUUUGCCCAACCGGAUGGGGGCUGUUGCCGGUAUGCCUCCGCCUAGCAAUGCUGCUGCAAUGACUGCUUCUGCUACCAUGGGUUCGCCUGCUGGUCUUGGAGCAGGCGCCUCCUUGGCAGCAGCUGCCAAGUCUCCAGGCUUUUCUCCUGAAGCCAAGGAGAGCCGAAAGAGAAAGUCCAAGGACGACGAUAGCUCCGACGACGAAAGCGCGGGCAAGGUCUUCAUUCCUGAGAUUCGAGAUCUGGACAUCUUGUGUGGCCGUGGUGGAAAGAGCAACCAUCACUUCGGCAACAAGAGAUAUCGCCAAGUCGUCAGUGAAAUGAAGAUGAUGUACAGAAGCACUGAAGCCAAGACUGUCAAAACUGAUUUGAGCCGUGCGAUUGUGGAUCAUGUGUGCAGUUAUGGGGGAAGAUUUGUCAAAAAGGAUGAUGCCACCGGAAAGUACUACCUGUUGACCAAGGCUGAAGCCAGGAAGAAGACUAGCCAGGCUUUGCGUGAGACAAAGGCGCUUAAAUGGACCAUGUGAGCGGGAUGAUUGCUACGAACGAAAGCAAACUAACUGUACACAACAAUAGAAGUAGCCACAAAAGCCAGAUCAGACGACUGGUCGGGCAAAAAGAGAGAGAGAUCGCUGGAUACACCCCCUGGGACGAGAUGGUGUAAGGGCUGCGCCGGAUGGGACCUCCAUCCAUCCAACGAGGCGAAGCGACGACUCUUUCUUUGCGAGGGCUUUUGGUCCACUUCCUUCGGGGCCUCUUUUUGAACAGACUCAUUAUAACGCAUAAAUUCUAUAAUACUACCAGGACUUGU
Messenger RNA from Seminavis robusta, 1957 nucleotides. NCBI's taxonomy places the organism in Eukaryota, Bacillariophyta, Bacillariophyceae, Naviculales, Naviculaceae. The record is from the annotation of a GenBank genome assembly.